AUGAAUACUUACUUUGACUAUUUUUCAAGUGGAGACGUUUUAGCAUUGUCAGCUAAGUUUUGCCAUGCUGAACACAGGCCUGGCCCCCUUCAACCUUAUUCCGUUCCCGGAGAGAGUAUGGGGAGUGUGUCAGUAGGUGCAAAUUACCAAGAUCAGCAUCGAUCUCACACUCGUUCACCAAUCAUGUUUCCUCCGGGUACUUUACCAAUACCCUACGAUAGCAGUCAAAAUGGUGCCGAGUUCAGCUACCUGGGCCAGGAUGCAGGAUAUGGUUUAGCAUAUGGAUGUCAUAUCGAACCAGACGGCAGCGGGCCACAGGUCCAGUACAUGACCUCUGUAUGCUCAGGAAAUAGAUCAUUUCCACAGAACCAUGGACAAUCUGGUUUCAACAGCCCUGGCGAGCAAGAUCUUUACAACCAAUGCAAUAAGGAACAGCAGGAUCGUGAUAUUUAUUUAGGAAGUUAUCAAAGUCUUUCACCUUCUCAGGAAAGUUACCUAAAACUAAAUUCACCAAGAGAUGAGGCACCGGUCGCAGUAAAUACAUUUGAGUGGAUGAAAAUCAAAAGAAACAACCCCAAAACUAGUAAAGUGACCGAAUGUGGAUUGACCAAUUCUGUUGGUACAUCUCGGACGAAUUUUACUACCAAACAACUCACAGAACUCGAAAAGGAAUUCCACUUUAACAAAUAUCUAACCAGAUCCAGGAGAGUGGAGAUAGCAACAACGCUGCAGCUAAACGAGACCCAGGUGAAGAUCUGGUUUCAGAACCGGAGAAUGAAACAAAAAAAGAGGGAAAGAGAAGGUCUUGCAGUUUCGGCUCCCUUUAGCUCAAAUAACUCAGACACCUCUGCUUCAGAAAACAGUUCUCCAAUUUCAUCUCCUUCUUGCUCUCCAAAAAGUUCUGCAUGAAUGUAGAUCAAUUAUAUUUAACUGAUUGUAUGUUUCCGGGUAUUUUCAGUGGGGGUUUUAUUUUAUGUGAAUGCAACAUUUUCCUUAAGUAAGGGCUAAAAAAAAUCUGCAUUUUAUUACAAUUUGAAAAAUGUGACCAAUACAUCAAUUCAGGGACCUUCCCAUCUGUCAGGUACACAGAAUUGCAAUAAUCUUUUAACUAAUAUUUGUUUUAUUUGGUUUUUGUCAAUGAACAAAAACAGUAAACAAAAAAUAAUCCAGUAUUCAUUGCACUAAUGUUUCGUUAUGAUGCUAAAUUAUUCCUGUAUAUUUGUAAAUAUUCUAUAGGUAUAGUUUUUUGUUUGUUUGUUUUCGUUAUGUAAGUUGUCCCAGACAAUAUGUUUACUUUGUUUUUUUUAUUGAAAUGAUUGUUUAUGCCAAACACAAGUAUUGCCUUAUUAUUACCGAAUUGCUUUAAAAACAGUUUACUGCCUGCCAACCAAAGGGUUAUUGAAAGCUGCUAUACAUCUCUUCAAAUUAUCCAAAUGUAAAAUACCAAAGACUUCAGAAUCAGAAUAGCUGGUUUGUGUUUCUAUUUGAACUAAUCACAGAAGCAACAGGCUAAACGCCAUGGUAAGUUUGCACUAUUUAUGUCUCAGGUUAAAAGGUUAACUUGCUGCUUAACAAGGUGCCUCUUAUUUAUCGACACGCUAAAUUCUGGUUUUAAGUUUAUGUUUUUCAGAGACUGGAUGAAGAUUUAUAUAUGUGCUCUGUUUGUGUGUCAUUUAAAAUCCUUACAAUCUAACACGAAUCACUCGGUUUCUUCUAUUAGAAGUGUUAUUUUUCAUUCCUCUUUGUUAAAGGUGAAAUCUAACACCAACGCAUGUAACAUUUUUUAAUAAAAUGAGAUUG
This is a messenger RNA of Polyodon spathula (Mississippi paddlefish), 1800 nucleotides long. RefSeq names its product homeobox protein Hox-D1-like. Gene Ontology annotation, molecular function: DNA-binding transcription factor activity, RNA polymerase II-specific; RNA polymerase II cis-regulatory region sequence-specific DNA binding. Gene Ontology annotation, cellular component: nucleus. Gene Ontology annotation, biological process: regulation of transcription by RNA polymerase II. NCBI's taxonomy places the organism in Eukaryota, Metazoa, Chordata, Actinopteri, Acipenseriformes, Polyodontidae. The transcript is spliced from 2 exons. The record is from RefSeq and is a predicted model, not a curated record. Bases 1 to 909 code for a protein of 302 amino acids.